UUAUAAGAUUCUAUCCCCUCCCCUAACUUUUGAGUUCUCAGGUUUUCUAUGAUGUUGUGCCUCUUUACUUUGUCAAUGCUAGUGCCAUUUCCUGUGAUGAAUUUUUUGUUCCAAAUAAUUUUGAGGUCGAGUGUUGUUUACUAUUUUUCAUUCAGAAUUUGAGCAGCAUGUGGAAGCUGGAACCUUGUGGACACAUAUCCAAGAAGAAACACGUAACCUCAAUACUUUAAGAGUUAUGAGAAUUUCUUGCCAGUCAUCCACAUUUCGUAUCAAAUUAUUGCUGAAUUUUACUUGCAUAUUCACUACUAUGAAUGUCCGUGCACUGGCCAAUCAUUAUGCAGCCCAACUCAGUCUAUGCUGCUCCCUCAGUCCCAUCAACAGUACCUGGGCUCGAGCUAUCCAUGCUCACAUGAUAACUUCCGGGUUCAAGCCAUGGGGUCACAUACUCAACCGCCUAAUAGACAUAUAUUGUAAAUCAACCAAGAUUGGCUAUGCCCGUAAACUGUUCAACAGAAUUCCCAACCCAGAUAUUGUUGCAAGAACCACAUUCAUUGCAACAUAUUCUGCUAUGGGUAAUCUAAAGCUGGCUGAGGAAAUAUUUAAUAAAACCCCAUUGCUUAUGCGAGACACAGUUAGUUACAAUGCCAUGAUUACAGCCUACUCUCAUCAUGAUGAUGGUCAUGCUGCUGUUGAUCUCUUUCGAGAAAUGAAGCAAGAAGGGUUUAGUCCUGACAAUUUUACUUUCUCCAGUGUGCUCAGUGCAUUGGCACUUGUAGCUGAUGAUGAAAAACAGUGCCAACAGCUGCAUUGUGAAGUAAUUAAGUUGGGAUUAGGGACAGUGACGUCAGUACUAAAUGCAUUAAUAUGUGCUUAUGUUCACUGUGCAUCUGCACCCAAAGUAUCUUCCUCAUUGUUGAUGGCUGCUGCUAGAAAGUUGUUUGAUGAGAUGCCUCAGAAGGAUGAAACAUCAUGGACAAUAAUGAUUACUGGGUAUGUCAGAAAUGAUGAUCUCAGUGCAGCUCAUGAAUUACUUGAUGGGAUGACAGAAAACAUAGAGGUUGCCUGGAAUGCGAUGAUUUCUGGUUAUGUGCAUCAUGCAUAUUAUGAGGCAGCAUGACUUGUUCAGAAAAUGCAUUCUAGGGGAAUUCUAAAAGAUGCCUAUACCUACACAAGUUUGAUUAGUGCUUCUUCUAAUGCUGGUUUGUUUGAAUAUGGAAAACAGCUGCAUGCUUAUAUUCUGAGAACAGAGGUGCAACCUUCAAAGGACUUUUUGUUGUCCGUGAAUAAUGCCUUAGUUACAUUAUAUAGUACAUUUGGUAAACUAGUCGAGGCAAGACAUAUUUUUGAUAAAAUGCCCCUUAAAGAUAUUGUUUCAUGGAAUUCAAUUCUGUCAGGGUAUGCUAAUGUUGGGUGCCUUGAGGAAGCUAAAUCCAUAUUUAAAGACAUGCUUGAGAAAAAUCUCCUAACAUGGACUGUGAUGAUAUCAGGCUUAGCACAAAAUGGUUUUGGAGAAGAGGGAUUGCAGUUACUCAGCCAAAUGAAAUUGGAGGGACUUGAACCAUGUGAUUAUGCAUAUGCUGGAGCAAUUAAAUCUUGUGCUGUUCUAGGAUCACUAGAGAAUGGAAGGCAGCUUCAUUCUCAGGUUAUCCAAUUGGGCCAUCAUUCAAGCCUUUCAGUUGGCAACGCACUAAUUACUAUGUAUGCAAGAUGUGGUGUCGUUGAAUCUGCUUAUUCCAUGUUCCUCACAAUGCCUUAUGUGGAUCCAGUGUCCUGGAAUGCCAUGAUUGCAGCUCUUGCACAACAUGGACAUGGUGUCCAAGCUAUACAACUUUAUGAGGAGAUGUUGAAGGAAGAUAUAUUACCUGAUAGAAUAACUUUUCUCACAGUUCUUUCUGCUUGUAGUCAUGCAGGCUUGGUUAGAGAAGGACGUCAUUAUUUUGACACAAUGGGUGGUUAUGGUAUAACCCCAGGGGAAGAUCAUUAUGCUCGUAUGAUUGAUUUGUUAUGCCGUGCUGGUAUGUUCUCUGAAGCAAAGAGUCUAAUCAAGUCAAUGCCUUUUAAGCCAGGUGCGCCAAUUUGGGAAGCUAUUCUUGCUGGUUGUCGCAUUCAUGGGAACAUAGAUUUAGGCAUUGAAGCUGCCAAACAACUCUUUGAGCUAAUGCCUCAGCAUGAUGGGACCUAUAUACUCCUUUCCAAUAUGUAUGCUACUUUAGGCCAAUGGGAAGACGUAGCCAAAGUGCGAAAACUAAUGAGGGAACGAGGUGUUAAGAAGGAACCUGGUUGUAGUUGGAUUGAAGUUGAAAACAAGGUCCAUGUCUUCUUAGUUGAUGAUACUGUGCACCCUGAGGUUCAAGCAGUGUACAUAUAUCUAGAACAAUUGGUAUUUGAAAUGAGGAAAUUGGGGUACAUCCCUGAUACAAAGUUUAUAUUACAUGAUAUGGAAUCUGAGUACAAGGAACAUGCCUUGUCUACCCACAGUGAAAAGCUUGCUGUUGUUUUUGGAAUUAUGAAGCUUCCUAAAGCAGCUACAAUAAGAGUGUUUAAAAACCUGAGGAUUUGUGGGGAUUGCCAUAAUGCAUUCAAGUUCAUUUCCAAAGUGGUGGAACGUGAGAUAGUUGUGAGAGAUGGGAAGAGGUUUCACCAUUUUAGACAUGGUGAAUGUUCUUGUGGUGACUAUUGGUAGGCAGAGGUUUUGUUACUUGAUUAUCUAUCAAGGGAUGUCAAUAUCAAAAGUUGUAAAUGGAUUUGUUGUAAAUGGAUUUGAAGUAUAUGAAGUGGAGUAUUAGCGAAUCUGAGAUCCAAAAUUGAGACUGGCAGUGGCUUCAAAAUGAUCUAUAAAAGAUUGAUUCAUUGUAGUAGGAAAAUUUAUUUUA
Messenger RNA from Prosopis cineraria, 2873 nucleotides. RefSeq names its product pentatricopeptide repeat-containing protein At1g25360-like. NCBI's taxonomy places the organism in Eukaryota, Viridiplantae, Streptophyta, Magnoliopsida, Fabales, Fabaceae. Gene Ontology annotation, biological process: RNA modification. Gene Ontology annotation, molecular function: zinc ion binding; RNA binding; protein binding. The record is from RefSeq and is a predicted model, not a curated record.